GGCGAAUAAUAAGUACCUCCAAGUACUAAAAUAGUACGUAGGUUAUAGGUGGGUACGUAUAAUACCCAGUACAGAUUACGUAUCUUCGAUAUCUUUAGUUUCAAAGACAUUGAAGUCGGUUUUUUUUUCUUUCCUAAAUUUUUCUUUUUAUAUAGAACUUUAGUAAGGUUGUAAUUAUUGUCAGAACGUGGUUCCAAGUUUCCAUCUUUUUCAUCUACUUUACCUCGUCUUAAACGCACUCGUACGUCUCGUUUAUCAAUCUAUACGUAUAGGGUCUGUGAUCCAUCCCAUCUAUUCGUCCCGAGACAAUGGCCAACCCCCCUCAUGGCGGCGUCCUCAAGGACUUGCUUGCGCGAGACUUCCCUAGACAGGCGGAGCUUGCGGCCGAGGCUGAAACUCUCCCCGCCAUCACUUUGACCGAGAGACAACUCUGCGAUCUUGAGUUGAUCCUCAAUGGCGGCUUCUCGCCUCUUGAAGGGUUCAUGAACGAGGCCGAUUAUAAGGGUGUCGUGAAAGAGAACAGACUGGCCGAUGGGGUCUUGUUCAGCAUACCGAUUACCCUAGAUAUCUCUGGGGAAACAAUCAAGGAACUUGGCCUCAAGUCGGGUACCCGAGUGACGUUACGUGACCUUCGUGACGACAGAAACUUGGCUAUUCUUACCGUAGAUGACGUCUAUAAGCCAGACAAGGUCCUCGAAGCUAAGGAGGUGUUCGGGAGUGAUGAUGAAGCCCACCCGGCUGUCAAAUACCUCUUCAGAGAGGCUGCCGAGUUCAAUGUAGGCGGCAAAGUAGAGGCUGUCAACCGCCUACAACACUAUGACUUUGUAGAUCUCCGAUAUACACCCGCCGAGCUCCGCUUACAUUUCGAUAAGCUUGGUUGGAGCCGUGUUGUGGCUUUCCAGACAAGAAACCCCAUGCACCGCGCCCACAGAGAGUUGACUGUCCGUGCUGCUCGUUCGCAUCACGCAAAUGUGCUCAUCCACCCGGUGGUUGGCUUGACCAAGCCCGGUGACAUUGAUCACUUCACCAGAGUUCGUGUCUACAAGGCCCUGUUGCCAAGAUACCCCAACGGCAUGGCCGUGCUGGGUUUACUUCCGUUAGCCAUGCGCAUGGGCGGUCCCCGUGAAGCCAUAUGGCACGCCAUCAUCCGCAAGAAUCACGGAGCAACCCACUUUAUUGUCGGCCGAGACCAUGCCGGCCCCGGAAAGAACAGCCAAGGUGUUGAUUUCUAUGGGCCAUACGAUGCUCAAUACGCAGUUGAGAAAUACCGCGAUGAGCUUGGUAUUGAAGUCGUGCCAUUCCAAAUGAUGACUUAUCUGCCCGACAAGGACGAAUAUGCACCCAUCGACGAGAUUGCCAAGGAUACCCGUACUCUAAACAUUUCUGGCACUGAGCUGCGCUCCAGGCUUAGAAGUGGCCGAGACAUCCCCGAAUGGUUCUCGUACCCUGAAGUCGUCAAGGUGCUUCGUGAGUCGCACCCUGCGCGAGCUUCGCAAGGAUUCACUGUUUUCUUGACAGGCUACACAAACAGCGGAAAGGACCAGAUUGCCAGAGCUCUACAGGUCACUCUCAACCAGCAAGGUGGUCGAUCAGUGUCCAUGUUGCUCGGCGAGAACGUGCGACAUGAGCUAUCAUCUGAGCUAGGCUUCAGCAGGGAAGACCGCAGCAAAAACAUUGCACGUAUCGCAUUCGUGGCUGGCGAGCUUACCCGAUCAGGUGCCGCCGUCAUCGCUGCUCCUAUCGCGCCGUUCGACCAAGACCGAGCUUUCGCUAAGGAGGCUGUUGAGAAGUACGGCGACUUCUACCUAGUCCACGUCGCCACUCCCCUCGAGUUUUGCGAGAAGACUGACAAGCGAGGAAUCUACGCCAAGGCUCGCGCGGGAGAAAUUGUAGGCUUUACGGGUGUUGAUGACCCGUAUGAGCCUCCCUCUAAGCCCGACUUGGUCGUCGACUGUGAGAAGCAGACUGUACGAUCUAUCGUGCACCAGAUUGUGCUGAUGUUGGAGAGCCGUGGCCUGCUAGAUCGCCUAUAAACUUGGCCAGGCUUGUAGGAAUAUAUCUUUAGGAAUUCAUGAGGGAUUGAGCUCCGUAGCAGGAAUUCUAUAUUGGCAUAUUAUGUGAUAGAUAGAUGAAGAUGGAAAGGGAUAGACUCAUACAUAUAAAACAAAAUGAGCGAGCCUACCUUUGGCGUGCAGCCGCGAAAGCGUAGAUGGCACCCGGGUUUACCUUUAGGUUCCAGAUUAGAAACUAAGUAGGCGCUGAUACUACUAGCUAUUGGAGAAUAUAAAUACAAAUCGGUUAAAAAUGA
Molecule: messenger RNA, 2308 nt
Organism: Hypoxylon fragiforme
Lineage: Eukaryota; Fungi; Ascomycota; Sordariomycetes; Xylariales; Hypoxylaceae
Product: putative sulfate adenylyltransferase
Exons: 5
Coding region: 309-2033 (574 amino acids)
Biological process (GO): sulfur amino acid metabolic process
Cellular component (GO): cytoplasm
Molecular function (GO): sulfate adenylyltransferase (ATP) activity; ATP binding; adenylylsulfate kinase activity
Source: RefSeq, a predicted model, not a curated record